GCGGGAUGAGUCACUUGACUGAAGCCAGUGGAUCCUAUCCAAGCCCAGUCGCGAAUCUGAUAGCGCAUGCGCGCCACCUGCCGGGUCCGGGAGGAGUGUGGGGGAGGAGUACGCUGACAGCUUCCGCUUUCGUUUCCUUCUCUUCUACUCGGUUGACGGCUCUAGCCCGGUUCCAAGGCAGCGGCGGCGGCGGUGGCGGGCCGGAAAGCUCACCAGCCGUGGGGGGUGUGGUGAGGUGAGGUGCGGUGCGGUGCGGCCUGAGCAGGGCCUCCCCGGGAGCCAUGGCCUGUUCCCUGCACCAGUUCUGCUACUUCCAGGACCUCCAGGCCGCCCGAGACUUCCUUUUCCCGCACCUGCGGGAGGAGACCCCCAGCGGCGCCGGCGCCGCCCGGAGGGACGAUGGUAAAUCAACAAACUGGGAAGAUGAUGGUUGGGGAGCAUGGGAAGAAACGGAAAUACAAGAACCUGAAGAAGAAGAGACUACUUGUAAGAGUCAAAAAUCAUACUGGCUUCAAGACUGUGUUUUAUCCUUAUCUCCAACUAAUGAUCUCAUGGUGAUUGCUCGGGAACAAAAAGCUGUGUUUCUAGUGCCAAAAUGGAAAUAUAGUGAUAAAGGAAAAGAAGAAAUGCAGUAUGCUGUUGGUUGGAGUGGUUCUCUAAAUGUUGAAGAAGGGGAAUGUGUAAGUAGUGCCUUGUGUAUUCCAUUGGCAAGUCAAAAGAGGAGCUCCACUGGCCGUCCUGACUGGACUUGCAUUGUGGUGGGCUUUACUUCUGGUUAUGUUAGAUUCUACACUGAGAAUGGUGUAUUGUUGCUUGCACAACUUUUGAAUGAAGACCCUGUGCUACAGCUAAAAUGCAGGACUUAUGAAAUCCCAAGACAUCCUGGAGUUACAGAGCAGAAUGAAGAGUUGAGCAUCUUGUAUCCAGCUGCAAUUGUGACUAUUGAUGGAUUCAGCCUUUUUCAGUCCCUUCGUGCUUGUCGAAAUCAGGUAGCAAAAGCAACAGCAUCAGGUAAUGAAAACAUACAGCCACCACCUUUAGCUUAUAAGAAAUGGGGACUACAGGAUAUUGACACCAUAAUUGAUCAUGCAAGUAUUGGGAUCAUGACACUAUCUCCAUUUGAUCAAAUGAAAACUGCUUCCAAUAUAGGUGGAUUUAAUGCAGCAAUAAAAAAUAGUCCACCUGCAAUGUCUCAGUACAUUACUGUUGGGUCAAAUCCAUUUACUGGUUUCUUCUAUGCUUUAGAGGGAAGCUCACAACCAUUACUGUCUCAUGUUGCUUUAGCAGUUGCAAGCAAACUGACUUCAGCUUUAUUUAAUGCUGCCAGUGGCUGGCUUGGUUGGAAGAGUAAGCAUGAAGAGGAAAAUGUUCAGAAACAGAAACCAAAAGUUGAACCAGCAACACCAUUAGCUGUAAGAUUUGGGCUUCCUGAUUCAAGGCGCCAUGGUGAAAGCAUAUGUCUCUCUCCAUGUAACACACUAGCAGCAGUAACUGAUGAUUUUGGCAGAGUUAUUUUAUUAGAUGUGGCGAGGGGACUUGCAAUUCGCAUGUGGAAAGGCUACCGGGAUGCCCAAAUUGGAUGGAUCCAAAUUAUAGAAGACCUUCAUGAAAGAGAAUCAGAAAAGAUAGAUUUGUCUCCAUUUGGAAAUGCACAGGGUCCAAGCAGAGUGGCUCAAUUUCUUGUGAUCUAUGCUCCAAGGAGAGGGAUUCUAGAAGUGUGGAGCACUCAGCAAGGCCCCAGAGUGGGAGCUUUUAAUGUGGGGAAACAUUGUAGGUUACUGUAUCCUGGUUAUAAAAUAAUGGGCUUAAAUAAUGUUACCAGUCAGAGUUGGCAGCCACAAACUUACCAGAUCUGUCUUGUUGAUCCAGUUUCUGGAAGCAUAAAAACAGUUAAUGUUCCUUUCCAUUUAGCAUUAAGUGAUAAGAAGAGUGAACGAGCCAAAGACCUUCACUUAGUGAAGAAACUGGCAACUUUAUUGAAAAUGAAAACUCCAAAUUUUGAUUUAGUUGAAACUGAAGUAAAAGAAUUAAUUCUUGAUAUUAAGUAUCCUGCAACCAAAAAACAGGCUUUGGAAAGCAUUUUAGCAAGUGAACGUUUACCAUUUUCCUGCCUUAGAAAUAUCACUCAGACCUUGUUGGACACUUUAACAAAUCAAGAGCUUGAGUGUGUUGAUGAAGGACUGCUCCAGUUUUGUGACAACAAGCUUAAACUACUCCAUCUUUAUGAGUCAGUCAAUAAAUUGAAUUCACUUGAGUUAUAUUCAGACACUUCAUUCUCCAAUAAUGAGUUGGCUGUGUUGUUGAGGCUUGAUGAAAAAGAACUGGUUAGGCUCCAGGCAUUAUUGGAAAACUAUAAAAAAGAAAAUACCAAGACUACUGUCCGAUUUGCUGAUGAUAAAGAUGGUGCAUUGCCUGUGACAACAUUCCUGGAAUAUUUAGAAUAUGAGAAAGAUGUGAUCAGUGUAAAGAAGAUAAGUGAAUUAGAAUAUGUGGCCUUAGGCAGUUUCUUUUUUUGGAAAUGCUUGCAUGGAGAAAGCUCUACGGAGGAUAUGUGUCAUACUUUGGAAUCUGCUGGAUUUAGCCCUCAACUUUUAUUGUCUCUACUCCUGAAUGUUUGGCUCUCUAAAGAAAAAGAUAUUCUUGAUAAGCCACAAUCUGUUUGCUGUCUUCACACUAUGCUUUCUCUUCUUAGCAAGAUGAAAGUUGCUAUAGAUGAAUCCUGGGAUUCACAGUCAGUGUCUCCUUGGUGGCAACAAAUGCGCAUGGCUUGUAUACAGUCUGAGAAUAAUGCAGCUGCCUUGUUGUCUGCACAUGUUGGACAUUCUGUUGCAGCACAAAUAUCUGAUAAUAUAGCUGAGAAAAAAUUUUCCCAAACAGUUGUAGGUACAGACCCAGAGGGACUCACGGAUUCAUGGGAAGCUCUUUCUCUUGAUACUGAAUACUGGAAACUUCUCUUGAAGCAACUGGAGGACUGCCUGAUACUUCAGACUUUGCUUCACAGUAAGAUGAACACUCGAAGCUCCAAACUGUCUUCUUUGCAGACUGAACCACUUAUCAGUCUUUCUGUUAAGAAAUUACUAGAAGGAGGAAAAGGAGGAAUUGCAGACAGUAUAGCAAAAUGGAUCUUUAAAGAGGACUUCAAUCCCCAUAUAUUAAAAUUGGCUCAUCAAGAAAGAAUUCCAGAAAAUUCAGAGGAACCUAAAGAAGGUAUUAGUAAAGAUUUCCUUGAGGAGCCAGAAGAUUUACAAGCCAUUCUAGAAUUGCUGAAUUUAGCCUAUCAACAAUUUCCUUGUAGUCUUGACUUAGAUGUAUUACAUGCACAUUGCUGUUGGGAAUAUGUCGUUCAGUGGAAUAAAGAUCCAGAGGAAGCACGAUUUUUCAUUAGGUCGAUAGAACACUUGAAGAGUGUUCUUAAUGCCCAUGUGCAACAUGGCAUUGCCCUAAUGAUGUGGAAUACAUUCAUAGUUAAAAGGUUUUCUUCUGCCACAUAUUUGAUGGAUAAGGUUGGAAAAUCUCCAAAGGAUAGAUUAUGCAGAAGGGAUGUGGGUAUGAGUGACACAGCAAUGACAUCUUUUCUUGACUCCUGUUUGGAUCUUCUUCAAACUUUAAUGGAGGCUGAUGUCAGCAGUGAUGAAAUGCAAGUGCCUGUUUUAGAUACUGAAGAUGCCUGGGUAUCUGUGGAAGGACCAAUAUCAAUAGUGGAGCUGGCUCUUGAACAGAAACAUAUCCACUAUCCACUUGUUGAACACCAUUCUGUGUUGUGCUCUAUCUUAUAUGGAAUCAUGAGAUUUUCACUGAAGUCUGUGAAACCUCUUUCCCUCUUUGACAGUAAGUUCUCACAGAUUUAAGGAGUAGCUGAGUUGUUGAUCUUCAUCACUGGAGUAUCAAAGAAAACACAAUUUCAGAUAAAAAAUAAUCAUAUCUGGGAUUAAUAGGUGAGACCAAAACAAAAGAAAAGUUGUGAAUGUGUAUGUAAUUAUCCUGUGGGCAUGGUAUUAAGCACAAACCAGAGGAAAUAUCAAGUUCAUUUUGUUGGGGCUUUAGUUUCCUUUUACCUAAUUAAAUUUUUUUCCCUAUAUUCCAUCUCCUCUUCUCUAAUCCAUUCUAUACUACCCCUUUUUUUGUGUUUUUUUUUCAGACCUUUACCUACUCUCUUAAAAUCAGACUAAAAAAUGGUAAAGGCUAGGUAAUGCAGGCUAAGUGAUUUGCACAGGGUCACACUAUCCCAGUAAAUAUCUGAGAUAAGAUUUGAACUCAGAACCUCCCUUUUCUCUGUCUGGCUCUUUAUCCACUGAUUCACCUAGCUGUCCCUACACCAUCACUCUUAAUUAUGUUAUUCUCCUUUUCAAAAACCUUCUAGCUAUCCCUUCACUGAGUAAAUAUUAAAUAAAAUACAAAUUCCUUAACAAGGCUUCAAAACCUUGACAAUAUGGCUCCCGUCUGCCUUUCCAGUCUUGUUUCAUACUUUUCAUCUUCACAUACAUUUGGUUUUAGUCAAGUUAUUUUCUGCAUUUUUUGUUUUCCUGCCCUUUUAUCAUCUCCAUAUAUAUGUUAUUCCCCAUGCCUCAGAUGUAUUCUGCCACAUCUUUAGCUAUUGAAAUCUUUCAUUUCUUCCAAGGUCUGACUUAAAAGUCACUUCUAUUCAUGAAGUUUUCCAUAAUAAGCUAUUCCUUCCCUACCUCUGCGACAAACUAGAUGUGCUAUUUUCCAACUCAUAUUUCUCAUGGUAUGUAGCAUAUAGAUUUUUCCCUUGCACUUAGUCUGAUUUACUAAGAUUGUGACCUUUCUUGAGGGAAGUCUGUAUCUUAUUUCACCCAUGUAUGUAUAUGAAUAUAUAUAUUCACUCUAUGAAGCACAAUGCCUUGUACAAAGUAGGACUAAAUAAAUGUAGUUUAUUGAUUGUAAUACAAUCUCUAUACAAUUGUGAUACAAUUCUCUUUAGGUAGAACUAUAUAUCUGAUAGUAACAUAGAAAAACUGGUAUUACUUACCUCUAACUAUAGCAAAUAAAUUCUUCCUAUUUAACCCUGUUCCCUAGACUAAUUUAAACAUGUGUCACAUAGAUCUCACCAUAUCACCCUCCUACUCAGUACUCUCCCUUGGCUUCCUGUUAUCUUUAGGAUCAAGAUAAACUCCUUUGUUUGGUGUUUAAAGUUCUGCCUAUCCUGGCCCUUUCAUAAUUUUCUACCUUUCUUACAUUUUACUGCCCACCACACAUGGUGUUCCUCACAAGGAUACUAUUUCAUGCCCUUUCUUUUUCACUGACUCUCUCCUAUGCCCAGAAUGCUCUCCUUCUUGAUCUACUCUUAGAAUCACCAGUUCAGCCACCACCUUAUGCAGGCCUUUCCUGGUUACCCUAGCUACUGAUACACUCCCACCCCUAACCUUUCCUUCUGUCUGUUCUGUAUAUUUCUUGAAUAUGUCUAUUUAUAUGGUAUCUACCCUCAUUAGAUUUUAUGCUUAAAAAAAAUUUUAUGCCCCUUGAGAGCAGAGAUCAUUUUUCCCUUCUCUCUAAUACUUAGCAUAAUUCCUGGCACAUAGAAAGCACUUAUUCAUUGCUCAUUGAUUACAGUUGAUUUUAUACAUGAACAAUAGGAACAAAAUUUAGAAAUAUCUACAGGUUAGCUAUGAAUAUGAAUUGCUUCUGGGAAAAGAGUGAGAUUUGGAAUAGGGAUUAAAAUAAAUCUGGAGCAAAAGAGGAAAUGAAAUAUUUUUCAUACUAAAAAAUUGCCAUGUUACAAUUACAAAUAUUUUUGAUAUACAUAGGAAUUAUCACUACCAUGAAAAUUUUCAAAUGUAAUCCCAUUUAUAUUUUAUAUUAUGCAAAUGUUAUAUAGGCUAUUGUUUAGGAAAUGUUGGUCUAACUUACUAUUUUCUUCUAGCAAUUCCAUUUUCUGUGGUUUAGUCAUAAACAUCCUUCAUAUAAUCUGUGGCAACCUCUUUUCCAGGUCAAAUAAAAUCUAUUCCUUCCUGAAUUUUACUUUUCAAUAUUUUGUUAUUUUGUGGCUUUCUUGUAAACCUCAUAUAAAAUCUAAAUUUCAUAUCAGUGUCCAAAUAUUUAAAUACUCAUCAGAUUAACUAUAUUCCAGUCUUAUAAUACAGAUUAACCAAAUUUCUCCUAAUAUUGAGAUGAAGAGAAAAGUUAAAUUAAAAUACUGUAAAUUUUAUAGGAAUAGGAAAAAC
Messenger RNA from Monodelphis domestica (gray short-tailed opossum), 6182 nucleotides. It is a transcript of the gene RAB3GAP2, whose product is annotated as RAB3 GTPase activating non-catalytic protein subunit 2. Gene Ontology annotation, biological process: regulation of GTPase activity. The record is from RefSeq and is a predicted model, not a curated record. Lineage: Eukaryota; Metazoa; Chordata; Mammalia; Didelphimorphia; Didelphidae.